Messenger RNA from Purpureocillium lilacinum, 975 nucleotides. RefSeq lists its product as uncharacterized. The record is from RefSeq and is a predicted model, not a curated record. Lineage: Eukaryota; Fungi; Ascomycota; Sordariomycetes; Hypocreales; Ophiocordycipitaceae.
AUGAACAUUUCGAUGGGUGUCAUCACCGCGCUGCUAGUCGUUAUUCGCCUCAUCUUCAAGCGUUUCUUUAGCCAGCGAAAUACACUUGGCGCCGACGACUGGGCAAUACUGGCGACGCUGGUGAUUGGCAUCCCUUGCACAAUCAUCAACAAGGUCGGCCUAACGGCACAUGGCAUGGGCAAAGAUGUCUGGACAUUAUCGCCUGAUACGCUUACGGACUUCGUUCUAUACUUCUACGUCAUGGAAAUCCUCUAUUUGGCAGAGAUGUCGCUCAUUAAAUUGAGCCUUUCCCUCUUCUACCUCUACAUCUUCCCCGGCACCCGGACUCGCCGCCUCCUCAUCGGGACGUCAAUCUUCAACGUCAUCUUCGGGUUCACCUUUGUCACGACGGCCAUCUUCCAAUGCAGCCCCGUUCAUCACUAUUGGACCCAAUACGUGGAUGCCACGUCCCGCGGCCGGUGCAUAAACAUCAACCUCUUCGCCUGGAUUAACGCGGCCCUCGCUAUUGCGGUCGACGUGUGGAUGAUUGCGAUACCGCUCAGUCAGAUCAAGAAGCUGGAGCUCCACUGGAAGAAGAAGAUUGGGGUUGCCAUAAUGUUCUUGAUCGGGACUUUCGUAACCAUUGUCUCGGUACUACGUCUCCAGUCGCUCAUUUACUUUGCAAACUCGAAAAACCCCACGUGGGACCAAUGGAUCGUUGGUUGGUGGUCGACGAUCGAAGUCAACGUGGGGAUGAUUUGCACAUGUUUGCCGACCGUGCGCUUGAUACUGGUGCGGGUGUAUCCUCGUGUGUUUAGCACCAACGCCUCACGCAACAAGUCCAUCGCGGGUUUUGCAGAGAGAUAUGGGCGAAACAGCAAAGUGUUUGGUCACAAUCAGAUCGAGCUCUCCAGCGUGGAGACCAACAUAGCAGAGACAGGUGGCAAGAAAGCAGGAAUGUUCUCCGAGGCGACAGAAAGGAACGCUGUAAGAUGA